CGCAGGGAUGGUGAGAGGGAGGCGAGCGCUGCCGGCCGUGCUCUGGGCCGCGCUGGUGCUGCUGGCAGCCCCGCGCUGGGCCCAAGGGCAGGAGGAGAAGCCCUUUGGGGAGGCCUGCCUGGACCACUUCACCACCGGCAUGCCCGACUUCGUGCUGGACACGGAUGCCUCUGUCCAGAACGGAGCCACCUUCCUGUCGUCGCCCCAGGUCCAUCGGGGCAGGGACUGUGUCCGGGCUUGCUGCAAGGACCCCAUGUGCAACCUGGCGCUGGUGGAGCAGCACCCGGGCGCCGGGGAAGACCACAUCCAGGGCUGCUUCCUCCUCAACUGCCUCUACAGAAAGACUUUCGUGUGCCGCUUCGCCAGGAAGAUGGGCUUCCUCAACUACGUGAAGAGGAACGUGUACGAUGCCUAUUUAUCAAUGCAGGAGCGGGGGUUUGGCGAUGAUCAUCCCCCGAUAGCCCGCACCGGGAUGAACAUGAAAGUACAGCCGGGCGAGGUGGUGUUGCUGAGAGGCACCGAGAGCACCGAUGACCAUGGGAUUGUCAGCUACGAAUGGAAACAAAUCCAUGGAGACCCCUCUGUGGAGAUGAAGAUACUGGAAGAAGAUCAGGUGGAAGUCUCCAACCUGCAGAUGGGGAUUUAUGUCUUCCAGCUUACAGUCACAGAUACAGCACAACAGCAGGACUUCGCCAACUUCACCAUCCUAGUGCUGAAUUCCGAGCAGACUGAAGAGCAUUGUUUGACUCCUAAGAAGGUGGGUCGAUGUCGGGGGUCUUUUCCACGUUGGUUUUAUAACCCAAGUCUUCAGCAGUGUGAGCCAUUCAUUUUUGGGGGCUGCAAGCCCAACAAGAACAACUACUUACGGGAAGAGGAGUGUAAACUUGCCUGCAAAAAUGUUAAAGGUUCUGUUGGUGGACGACAGCAGCCAGUGUGCAAUGGGAACUGUCAUCCCCGCACCUUCAGAUGCAAGGAUGGCUGUUGCAUUGAUGCCUAUCUGGAAUGUGACGAAACCCUAGACUGUGCUGAUGGAUCAGAUGAGAUGUAUUGUGAACAAUAUGCUCGUGAGUUCAAUAGACUGCAGAAAAUCAAUAUCACAAAUGAAAAAGGUCACUGUGUGGAUUUGCCCGAUACUGGACUGUGCACGGAGAGCAUCCCACGCUGGUACUACAACCCAUUCACUGAGAAAUGUGACCGCUUUACCUAUGGGGGCUGUGACGGUAACCAGAACAACUUUGGAGAAGAGGAAGAGUGCAUGAAGUCAUGUACAGGCAUCACAAAAGCAGAUGUCAUUGGCCGGAGAUGGGAAUCAUUUGAGCACCAAACUGCUAGCUUAAGUGCCUUUGAGGUGGUGAUUGCUGUGCUCCUUGCAAUCUGCAUCAUGGUGGUCCUGGUGAUCAUUGGCUACUUCUUCCUCAAGAAAAGGAAGAACAGCAGACGCCGUCAGCCAGCCACUGCUACCAACUCAACCCUCUCCACCUCAGAGGACACUACGCACCUGUUCUACAAUGGUGCCACCAAACCAGUCUGACCAACAACUUCUCUCUUCCUUCUAGCCCAGCAUUGGGGCACUCCCAAAAAGUUUUGGGGUUUUGUCUUUAAAUACAGACUUGCACCUGAAGGACAUUUUCUGUUAGAAGACGUUUGUAGCAUGAGGCCAAGAUCUAGCCAUGAUUUGGCAGUACUAUGAUUGUUAUUGUCCUGGAUAACUGGCUGUCCUGGAAACUGAGGAACAUUUUGAUGCUUUCUGACGGCUGUCCCUUCCCAGCUUGAAACACUUCAGUGACAACUCUGAGUGACAUUGUUUUUUUCCUCCUCAAACAUGGAGCAGAACUCAGCUGUAUUUCCUGAAGGAUCCUGAGACUGAAUUUGUGUAGCACUCAUACUCAUGAAUGGUGCAAACUCACCAUAGCCAUCAAUUUUUAUUUGUGCAGUGCCACUUUCUUCUACCCAGUCUCUUAUUUGCCUCCAUUUUUUCCCAGACCUUUGCAAUGUGGCCUUGCCUUCCACUAAUCCUUGUGGUUGUGGUGAGUCUCUUGGCGGUUGUGUGUUUUACAUAACCAGCUCAGCCUGUUCUGAGAGCUCUGUGACACUCUCAAGUGUUUUUUGAUCCUGAGGUGGACAGAAACAAGGAAACUUCUGUUUUAAUCAAUAGAUUUUGUUUUUUAACAUAAAAAUGCACCUAGAUUUUUUUUUUUGCGUGGCUGCAUGCUACAGCCACCAUUGCCUUCUCAUGAGUUGCUAUGUGCUUUUUUUAGCAUUAACUCAAACCCUGAAGAUAUUGAUAAAAUAUUUAUUCUUUAUCCUUAAGUAAAAUGAAAGGAAAUGUUCCCACAUGUUCCCACAUGGCUGUUCCCAGCCAUCCUGGCUAAUGGUUAAGAGGAGAGUGGCAGGACCAGCUCCCUCAGAGCCAGUCCGUCUGCUGCUGCUGUGCCAGCCGGUGAUGCCUGGCGCUCCCAAAGAGGCUGCCUGGAGAAGUCCCGCCAGAGAACAGCUCAGCAUUGCAGCUGGGAAGCUGCUUCUGAGGAAGGAGAAGGAGAGGCUGUGGAGAGAAGCACAGUGAAGGAAGGGGAUGCAAGGAGGAACCUGCAAGGGAUGGCACAGGCCUUGGGUCAGUACCUGAAGGGCAGUAUGUACCUGCCCCACGCGCUGAAGCUGCUGUGCGGCCCUGUUGUGCUGCUGAGCAGCGGCCGGGGCAGCAGCUCCCUUGCUCUUGGAGGGAGUCUCUGCUGUCGCUCUUGUUUCCCUCCCAUCUCUGCCUGGAGCACAGCCGCUGCCCUGGCACCUGAUGUCUCCCACAGCACAGGAGCAGCAGGGCUCGCACUGGAGCUCCCGCACUUCUGCCCUCCCCUUUUUGGUGCAAGGCGUGCCCAGCUCCAAAGGUAAUCCCAGGCCAAGAGGCAGCGGGGGAAAUUCCCCCCAUCUGUAAGGUCCUCUAUGUUCAAUAGUAAGGCUGUUGUAGCAGGGUACUCCCCGGUUCUGUGUUGCUUUUUUCUCUGAAGUUUCUCUGAAGAGGCUUGCACCGCUGGGAGCUGGAGAUUUCUGUUGGCGGCAGAAGCUGCCAUUUCCAAAGUGCCUGAUAAGCUUCGUUCAGUGUUGGCUUUGCGUCAACUACAAGUUCCCCUUCCUUGCUACUCUUAGAAAAUUCCUGCCGUGAAGAGAGGGGAAAGCUUUGUGUGCAUGUGUGUAUGUAUGUAUGUGUGUGUGUGUGACAUUUACCUUAAAUAUCUGGACCCUGGUGCACGGGGUCAUCCUUUUCAAGGCCAAGGGUGGAGCAGCUCUGGAAGGCUGGGGUGAAGCCACGCUCUGAGCUGCAGCAGAGCAGCACUAGG
Messenger RNA from Nothoprocta perdicaria, 3332 nucleotides. RefSeq names its product serine peptidase inhibitor, Kunitz type 1 (gene SPINT1). The record is from RefSeq and is a predicted model, not a curated record. Lineage: Eukaryota; Metazoa; Chordata; Aves; Tinamiformes; Tinamidae. The coding region runs from base 8 to 1531 and encodes 507 amino acids. Gene Ontology annotation, molecular function: serine-type endopeptidase inhibitor activity; protein binding. The transcript is spliced from 10 exons.